AUGGAGUUAGUGGACUUGCCGCUCAAUGAUCGUAUGUUCACAUGGUUUCGGGGACGAUCUUGUAGUAGUAUUGAUAGAGCUCUGGUUAGCCUGGAAUGGUUAGAACAGUUCCCGGAGACGAGGAUACAAGGUGGACCGAGGGGAUUGUCAGAUCAUUGUCCUAUUAUAUUAGAAGAAAACAAACAAAGGAGAGGUCCAAGGCCAUUCAGAAGCUUAGAUUCUUGGUUUACACAUGAAGGGUUCCUUAGAAUGGUGAAAGAGGAGUGGAGAGGAUUGGGGCAGCUUCAGUUCACAGAUAAGUUGAAGGCGUUGACAGUCCCGUUAGGGAGAUGGCAUAAGGCCAAUUUUAGUGAUAUGGACAAGAAGAUUAUGACCUUUGAGGAAGAAAUUAAGAAGAUUGAUGAUAUGGUGAGCAGUGGAGUGUAUGAUGGUACGAUGGAGGCUAGACGAAAAGCGCUGGUCACUUGCUGUGAGAGGUGGUAUGUCAGAAAAGAAAUUCAUUGGAAGCAGAUGUCCAGAUCGCGACAAGCCAAGGAGAUGGACAAAAAUACAAGAUAUUUUCAUAAUAUAGCUUCAGCAAGAAGGAGGAAUAACAAGAUUGAUACAUUGCUAAUCAAUGGCAGACUGGAAGAGUCUCCUAUGAUAAGGUUUAGGGAUGAUCUAGUGAGGAAGAUAGGUCAGGAUGAUGCGGGAAAGUUGGAAAUGAUGCCAUCUGCUGAUGAGAUAAGGGAGGCUGUGUGGGACUGUGAGUCUUCUAAGGCACCUGGCUGCGACGGGUACAACAUGAAUUUCAUAAAGAGGUGUUGGAAUGAGAUAGGACUGGAAUUCACAACAGUUGCGACUGGGUUUUUUCAGACAUCCAGGUUACCGGCAGAGUCUAAUAUCACUUGGGUGGCGCUGGCUCAGAAGUUCGUUGGUGCAAGGGAAAUUAAAGACCUGCGGCUUAUUAGUAUGGUUGGGUGUGUAUACAAGGUAAUUUCUAAGAUAUUGGUUAGGAGAAUGAGACAAGUAAUGCCAGAGCUAAUAGGGGAGACUCAGAGUGCCUUUGUGAAAGGGAGAAAAAUACAUGAUGGGGCAAUUAUUGCGUAUGAAACUGUAGACUGGCUUAAGAGGAGGAAGAAGGAGGCAGUGAUAAUCAAAUUGGAUUUUCAAAAAGCUUAUGAUAGAGUCAAGUGGAGCUUUGUGGACUUAGUACUGCAAAAGAUGGGUUUUGGGCUUCGAUGGAGAUCGUGGGUUAUGGAGUGUUUGACGACAGCUUCUAUGUCAAUCUUGAUAAAUGGUUCGCCAUCCAAGCCGUUCAAGAUGGAAAGAGGAUUGAGACAAGGUGGUCCACUCUCACCUUUCUUGUUUGUACUGGUUGUAGAUGUGCUACAUCGGAUGAUUGGAGAGGCAGUCAGGAACGGCCGUAUAUCUCCGCUGUUAGUCGAGAGAGACAGUGUAGAGUUAUCGCAUCUCCAGUUUGCGGAUGACACAAUUUUGUUUAGUCCACCAGAAGAGGAGACCAUAAGGAACUACAAGCGACUCUUGAGGUGCUUUGAGCUGAUGUCAAGGCUCAGCAUUAACUUUGACAAGUCGAGCCUGAUCCCGGUAAAUUGUGAAGAGCAGUGGGUCCACCGCAUGUGCCGCUUGUUGGGUUGUAAGGGAGGCUCCCUUCCAAUAAAGUACCUGGGAAUCCCUUUAGAAGCAAAUCCGAGGUUGGUAAGGACCUGGAAGCCCAUAAUAGACAAAGUGGUGGAGAAACUCAGCCUGUGGAAAGCAAAGAGGAAGGAUGAUGGAAGCAAUGGGAUGGCACUAGUUAAAUGGGAAGUGGUACAAGCCCCCAAGAAACUGGGGGGGUUAGGUGUUGGAGAUGCUAUGAUUCGUAACACAGCUAUGUUGUUUAAGUGGUGGUGGCGCUUUGCCAAGGAGGACUGCCCAUUAUGGAAGAGAAUGGUGUGCUCCUGUAACAAUCUAAGUCCUAAUGAGCUACUAUCAACUCAAGAGCUACCUACUAGGGGAGGCCCAUGGAAGGAUAUAUGCCAGCUACAAAUAACGAAUCAACAUGUAAGGGAGAAGCUGGUUGCAGGGUUGUCCAUGGAGGUUGGUGAUGGGCAGCGUACUCAUUUUUGGGAGGAUGUAUGGCUACUCUGUGGAUUGUUGAAGGAUCGGUUCCCCAGGCUUUUCUUUGUUUCAAACCAAUGUGGAUCUGUCAUAGGGGAUUGUUGUAACACCCUACCAUACUAA
Arachis stenosperma is the source of this 2223-nucleotide messenger RNA. RefSeq lists its product as uncharacterized. The transcript has 3 exons. Lineage: Eukaryota; Viridiplantae; Streptophyta; Magnoliopsida; Fabales; Fabaceae. Bases 1 to 2223 code for a protein of 740 amino acids. The record is from RefSeq and is a predicted model, not a curated record.